ACAAUGUUAUGGUCCAUCCUUGUCUUCAAUCCAUGGAACAAUCUUCACCAACCCUGAAGCAAUUCGCCACCAUGGCUCCUCCUUCCUUCAAUUCGAUACUCACCCUGCAAUUUUCAAGAAACUGUGACAAUAACAACAACGCAGAAAUUGUUCGGGCCUCAGUUUCAGUUUCGAACCCUAAAUCUCUAGAGAGAAAUUUCAGAAUCCCUUUCUAGAAAUUUCAAAAACCCUCAAUCUCUCAUGGCUUUUACUGUUCGAAACUGACAAACGCUAAAUAAAUCUAUGCUUCUCGUUGUUGUUUCUGUGGUGUACACGAAUACCGGAUUUCCGCAGCUCUUGUUAGAGUUUUCCUCCGCCCACGUUUCAUAUUCUCUGCGAUUCUGGUUGGUAAUGAAGCAGGGAAUUUUGUUAUUUUGGAUGGAGACUCAUGGUUGUUAAUGAGUGCUUUUGGUCUGUAGCAUAAUCUUAAAAGCAGGCUGUUGUGCAAUCCAUGUUCGGUAGUGCUAGGGAUGCAGAAGUGGCUUGGUAGCUAUUAACUAGACACCAGAAACAUUGCCCUUGAGAAACUUAGUGGGUAUUGAAUGUAAAUGAUCAACAAGCCACAUGAAGUAAGGAAGAACAAGUGUUACUUGCAGAACAAUCUAUCAAGGGUCAUGACAGUUUGAAGUAGAUUAGUCUUAACUUAGCUAUUAGAUUGUGUGUGUUAGUUUGUUGUAACUACAUAGAGUUAGUUAUCCAUGUGGCAUUGCCAGCUAAGCAGAAGCUUCUAGUAUUAGGAAGUUAGUUACAAUCUCAGCUUGUGUAUAUAAGCUACUUUGUACUCUUUAUCUCAUUUCAUCAAGAAUCAAUCAAUACAAUCUUAGUUUCCAAAAUGAUUUCUCUCCUUUUAUCGUCUUUCUCUGCCAUCUUCAAGUAUCAGAGCUCAACUGAGCUCUUCUGUGCAUCGCAACCGUUUAUUUAUUUUGUUAUGGCGUGCGACGCCGCAGCUGUUGCACCACCAGCUGCUCCUCCUCAAGAUCCAUCUCAACAGCCUGGAAAUGUGUAUUAUGUGCAUCCUUCUGAUGGACCUUCAUCCGUUUCCAUCACACCGGUUCUGAAUCACUCCAACUAUCAUUCUUGGACGAAAUCCAUGAGGCGCCCACUUGGCGCGAAGAACAAAUUUGAUUUUGUCGAUGGAACGAUUCCGGUGCCAAAUCCUUUCGAUCCAAGCUACAAAGCGUGGUGUCGCUGCAAUAUGCUAAUCCAUUCGUGGAUCAUGAACUCUGUUGAAGAAUCGAUCGCACAGAGCAUCGUUUACCUGGAAAACGUGAUCGAUGUUUGGAAUGAAUUGAAGGAAAGGUUCUCACGUGGUGAUUUCAUUCGAAUUUCAGAACUUCAGAUCGAGAUCUAUGGUCUUAAACAAGGAUAUAGCAGAAAUUUUGGCGACAAGGGCACAAAAGAUUGGAAGUUCAAGAUCCACCAGAAGUCCUUUUGGUGAUGCAGCGCAGGCUUUGGGAUAUGUAGGCUAUGCAGGUGGCAAGCUUGAUGAUGUAACUGUUAUAGUGUCAUUAGUUCAAAUUACAUAGCUAUUUCUCAUUUAUUUGUCUCAUUUUCUAAAAUGGAGCUAAAAAUGGCAAUAUGAAGUUAGCUA
Molecule: messenger RNA, 1630 nt
Organism: Trifolium pratense (red clover)
Lineage: Eukaryota; Viridiplantae; Streptophyta; Magnoliopsida; Fabales; Fabaceae
Exons: 4
Coding region: 872-1477 (201 amino acids)
Source: RefSeq, a predicted model, not a curated record